Molecule: messenger RNA, 6079 nt
Organism: Salvelinus namaycush (lake trout)
Lineage: Eukaryota; Metazoa; Chordata; Actinopteri; Salmoniformes; Salmonidae
Product: coagulation factor VIII-like
Exons: 26
Coding region: 261-5555 (1764 amino acids)
Molecular function (GO): copper ion binding; oxidoreductase activity
Source: RefSeq, a predicted model, not a curated record
UCUGAAACAGACACGUCUAACUUCACUAUUUCCAACUCACUCCAAGCCCUACACACACUCACUCCCCCUCUCUCACAUUCAUACACACUGUGUCUUUCUCUCUCCCCCUGUGACUAUCUCUAGUUUUGAACUUUCCCUUUAAAUAUCCUCCCUAACGGGAAAUAACGGUAGUAAGCUGCUUGCUACCGUCCGGUCAGGCUAUCCGAUUUCUCUACCAUCAGUGAAUUUACGUGCAGUCGGACAGGUGCUCGUGCUUUGCGAUGAGAACGCUGUUGAUAUCACUCCUCUGGGUCCUCGGCGGGGUGGAGGAGACCGUGGCAGUACCUGCCGUAGGUCUACCUGCCACGAGAGAGUUCUACAUCGCCGCGGUUGAGAUUGGUUGGGACUAUCUCUACUGGGGCAGCGCUGACCCGUCUGAACAAAGGAGGAAGACCAAUGAUCCCCCUCAGAAAUACAUAAAAGCUGUUUAUAGAGAAUACACUGAUUCCACAUAUUCAGUCCCCAAGCCUACAUCAACAUGGGCAGGUAUCCAGGGUCCGGUGAUCCAUGCCCAGGCCAGUGACAGGGUGGUGGUGCACUUUAAGAACCUGGCGUCCCAGCCCUACAGUAUCAGCCCUGUGGGGGUCAGCUACUGGAAACAGUCAGAGGGGGCCGGAUACGAUGACGCCACGUCUAGCCAGGAGAAGGAGGAUGAUGCGGUUGCUCCAGGAGGAUACUACAAGUACGUCUGGGACAUCAACCCUAAAGACGGUCCGACCGUGGGAGACCCAGAAUGCCUCACCUACUCCUACUCCUCCCAGGUGGACACUGUACAGGACUUCAACUCUGGGCUCAUCGGGGCUCUGCUCAUCUGCAAAUCAACUGCAUUUACAGAUAAUGGAGUUCGGAAAAACAGAGAGUUUAUUCUGCUCUUUGCUGUUUUUGAUGAGAGUAAGAGCUGGUACGGAGAGGUGGGGAGUUUCCGGGAGAGAUUUAAGAAGGCCAGUGCAAGAAAACAGUACCACACUAUCAAUGGAUACGUCAACUCAACUUUACCAGGUCUGACGAUGUGCCAGGGGCGAGAUCAUGUGUUCUGGCAUCUCAUUGGAAUGGAAACAUCUCCAGAGAUCCACUCCAUACAGCUCCAGGAUCACACUCUGCAGGUGAUGGCCCACCGUAAGGUUACUGUGGAGAUGACCCCAAUGACCUUCACCACAGCGGAGAUGAAGCCCAGCACUCAGGGGAAGUUCCUCAUCAGCUGUCAGAUCCAAGCACACCGCCACGCGGGUAUGAGUGCAGUCUUUGAGGUGGAGGACUGCCCAGAGCCUGUGACGGUGCCCGGUCCUGACGUGCGUCAGGUCAAGCAGUCUGAGAAUGAGGAGGACUAUGAAUAUGGAGAUGACAUGUUUGAGACAUUUGUGUUUAAGCCUGUGAAAAGUCGUGCUGUGGGGCGCUCUCGAGGGGGGAAGAACAAAGUCUGGGUCCAUUACAUUGCUGCUGAGGAGAUCAGUUGGGAUUACGCACCCCACCUCAGCCAGGGAGACAGUCAACUGUUAUCGGAAUACUUCCCCAGGGGUCCUCAUCAGCUGGGUCAUGAAUAUAAGAAGGUGGUGUAUGUAGAAUACACUGACCAGACCUUCACCAAGAGGAAAUCACCUGUUAAAAGACUGCUGGGACCACUGCUCAGAGGACAGGUGGACGAACACUUCCAGAUAGUGUUCAAGAACCUGGCAAGUCGUCCUUUCAACAUAUAUCCAAAGCGCCUCACCAGGAUUUCUCCACUGAGGAAAACAGGGAACGAGGGUGAAAAGGACCUACGCUCCCUGGCUGUACCCCCCAACGGGACAUAUGGGUAUGUGUGGAAACUAACAGCAGAGGACGGGCCCCUGGAGAGAGACCCCCAGUGUCUGACCCGUCUGUACCAGAGUACCAUCAACCCUGAGAGAGACCUGGCCACUGGCCUCGUAGGACCCCUCCUCAUCUGCAAGAAGGACUCCAUGGACACCAGGGGGCGGCUGGUGGGCCCAGAUAAAGUGAAGCAGUUGAUGUUUGCUGUGUUUGAUGAGAACAAGAGUUGGUACAUCAAUGACAACAUUCAGAAGUACAGCAAAGACCCCUCCAUGGUCAACCCUACAGACCCUGACUUCUACAACUCCAAUGUCAUCUACAACGUGAACGGGAUUAUGUUCAAUGAGCAGAGGGUCCAGGUGUGUAAGGAUGACGUGACCUUCUGGCACCUGGCCAACGUGGGGACGCAGAGCGACUUCUUGUCCGUCUACUUCACAGGAAACCCCUUCAUGAAGGACAACGUGUACGAGUCCGUCCUCACACUCUUCCCAAUGUCCGGGGAGACCGUUACCAUGGAGACUCAGCUAAUCGGUGAGUGGGAGAUCAGUGCGUUUGACGGCAGUCUGAAAAGCCGUGGCAUGAGCGCCCGCUACUCCGUCCUGUCUUGUAACAUUGAACUGCUGGUGGACAACGAAGACGUAGAGUAUGGCCUGGAGGACGUCCUGCCUGAUUACGUAGACAACUUCUUCAAACCCAGAUCCCUCCACCCCCAGCCCCAGAACAGGACCGUAGCUGUCAGAGUCUGCAGGAAGCAACCUGGCUUAAACCAGAACACAACAACACCGCAAACAGGAAAUGACACAGAUAACGAAGUCGCCAUCGGAGAAUCAGGGGACCACGGGUCUGAUAACAAUGUCACAUUUAAGGCAGGGGACCAGAGGUCAAUCUGUGAGGUCAGGUAUGUGACGGUGUCGUCUGCUGAUGAGGAGGCCAACCUGCUUUCCCAGGGAGGGAUCCCCACAGAUGUUCUAGAGCAACUGGAGAAGGACGGGGAGUGGAAAGCUUCAGAGAACCAGGAGGGAGGGGACCUGGGUGGGGAGCAGGGGGGGAACGGGAGACAGAGACGCCAGGCCGGGUUGGAGGGUGGAGAGAAUGGAGAGCGCAACAAGCUGGUGGAGAACUGUGAGGAAGAGGUGCUGAAGGAGUGGAAGGGUCGGGUGUAUGGGGAGGCACUAGAGCAGGAGCAGAGAGAGGAGCAGAAGGUGGAGGUGUUGGAUCAGCAGAAGGAGCAGGAGGCGCAGGGUGAGGGGUUCUUAAAGGUGCAGGAGCAGAGGGAGAGGCAAAAGGGGGAGCUGGAUCGAGAUUCACAUCCCCUAACCACCAAUCACGCAGAUAAGGACCCUCUACUCUUGGAGUUAGACGGAUGGAUGGAUCUAGACCCCUUGAACAAAACUUUGGAAGCUCUCCCGGAUCAGCUGAAGCUGCAGCAGCAGAGGGAGGAGCAGAAGGUGGAGGCGUUGGAUCAGCUGAAGGUGCAGCAGCAGAGGGAGGAGCAGAAGGUGGAGGUGUUGUAUCAGCUGAAGGUGCAGCAGCAGAGGGAGGAGCAGAAAGCUGGGGAUGUGCAUCCCCUAAGCAACAACACUCACACAGAGCUGGACACCCCUCUACUGGAUUUGUUGGAUCUAGACUUCUCCAAUGUCUCCAAUGACAACAAGACGGCUCCCAGGAACGCAGUGUCCCUGGAGUAUGAUGACUAUAGUGAGGAAGACACUGGGACAGCCUACAUAGGGAUAGAGGAAAACCUGGACCUGAGGACCACAGAUGGACAAUACCGCAGCUACUACAUCGCUGCACAGGAGAUCACAUGGGACUAUGGGAUCAGGAAACCACAUCAGCUCAUAAAAACAAGAGAGAGGCGUAGGGGAAUGAGGAAGUUCCUGGUGGAAUAUAAGAAGGUGGUGUUCAGGGCCUACAGUGAGAGAGAAUUCCAGAUCCCCGUCACCAGAGGAGAGCUGCAGGAACAUCUGGGACUCAUGGGUCCUAUCAUUAAAGCUGAGGUCAACGACCUCCUUACCGUGACCUUCAAGAACAUGGCGUCCAGGCCGUACUCCCUGCACCUCCAUGGGGUGUAUGAUAAGAGCCAGGGUGAUGGUCAGUCCUCCGGGGCCGGGGUGGCGGGGGUCCCUGGGGAGGUGGUCCAGCCUGGGGAGGUCAGGGUCUACAGCUGGAGGAUCACCAGGAAGCAGGGGCCCACCGCUGCAGAGUUUGACUGUAAGACCGGGGCCUACUACUCUACACAGAAUAAGGAGAAGGACCUCCACUCUGGUCUGAUUGGCCCCUUAGUAAUCUGUAAACCAGGCACCCUCCACCCCCAACUGAACCUACAGCCCAACCUACAGGAGUACGCCCUCCUCUUCCACACCUUCGACGAGACCAAGAGCUGGUACCUGGACGAGAACAUCCGUCAGUACUGCAUCCCACCCUGCCAGGUCCAGAAAGAUGACCCCUGGUUUCAGCUCAGCAACAAGUUCGCAGCGAUAAACGGCUACGUGGCAGAGACACUUCCUGGUCUGAUGGUUGCCCAGCACCAACAAGUCAGGUGGCACCUGCUGAACGUCGGGGGCGACGGGGAGUAUCACACCGCCCACUUCCACGGUCUGCCCUUCAGCAUUCACAAGGAGCAGGAGCAUCGCAUGGGGGUGUACAACCUCUAUCCUGGUGUGUUUGGCACAGUGGAGAUGAGGCCGGCCACAGUGGGGACCUGGAUGGUGGAGUGUACAGUAGGAGAGCACCAGCUGGCCGGCAUGAGGGCUAAACUACUGGUCUACAACCCACGAUGCAUCCAGCCUCUGGGGUUGAGGUCAGGAAGAAUAGACAAUUCCCAGAUCACUGCAUCAGACCACAUAGGUAACUGGGAGGCCAGGCUGGCGAGGCUGGAGCUAUCUGGUUCUGUUAACGCCUGGAUGGGCGCGGAUCAGAAAUCAUGGAUCCAGGUGGACCUCCAAAGACCCACACUGAUCCAUGGGAUCCAGACCCAGGGUGCAAGAGCCUCUCUGGGCCUGAAGGACUACUUCAUCAUGUACUUCACCCUCUCCUACAGCCUAGACCAGGAGACCUGGACUAACUACAGGGGGAACAGCACCAAGCCAGCCUACAUAUUUAACGGUAACCUGGAUGGCUCCAAGGUGAAGGAGAACCAUCUGUCUCCCCCCAUCCUGGGUCGCUACAUCAGACUGCAGCCUGUCACCAUCCAGAGGAACCCUGCUCUUCGCAUGGAGCUGCUGGGCUGUGACGUCAACAGCUGCUCCUUCCCCCUGGGUCUCCAGAGGAGGUCGGUUCCAGACAGCAGCUUCAGAGCCUCCUCCUUCCUGCAGACUUGGAGGCUCUCCUGGAGCCCCGCCCUCGCACGCCUCCGCCAGGAUGGCAGCGCCAAUGCAUGGCGCCCCAAGGCCAAUAACCCCCAUGAGUGGCUGCAGGUGGACUUCCUGGUUAUGAAACGCAUCACAGGGGUCGUCACUCAGGGGGCGUGGUCUAUUCUGACUCAGAUGAUGGUGACAGAGUUCUCUGUAACCAUUAGCGACACCGGCCACUCCUGGUCCAACGUGGUUGACGAGGGAACGCAAAGAGAGAAGAUGUUCUUGGGUAACAGUGAGCCAGAUGAGGAGAUGCUGAACCUCUUUGAUCCUCCUCUGUUUGCCCGCUUCAUACGGAUCCACCCCAAAGGCUGGGUUAACGACAUAGCCCUGCGCCUGGAGUUCCUGGGCUGUGACACCCAGCAGCGACACUGAGAGACAGGGCAGGGGGCUCCACUGUGCAGCUCCACACUCAGGCCCACCUCAUCUUUGUCUCUUCUAUUUAAUGAGCAUAGCAGUGACGUGAUGAUCAUGAAAUAGUCAUGUCAUUGAUGGAUGAACAGAGUGAGUGAAGUUUAAAAGGUUUGUUUAGCUAGAAUCAGAGUCAUAUAUGAUAUGCUGUUGUAGUAAGUGUCUAUUGAUGAGCUUCAACUGAGAAUAGUUCUUAGGUCUGGUCACUCCACUAUCAACAGUAUAACACAUUACGUCAGUUUAUGAAGACUGACUCUCACAGACGGUUUAUCUCAUGUACAAUAUAUACUACUACAAACACUAUGACUUCAGACAUUCCAGAUGUGAUCAAAUACAUGUAAAUAGUACAGUAUAACAAUUAUUUCUGUCUGGAUGGGACUGUGACUACAGUAAUCUGUACAGUACUGUAUGUAUAUGCAAUAUAUCAUAUGCACUGAGGGGAGAGGGAUAGAGUUUAUAUUGUUAAAUAAAAUUGGAAUUAUAUCAAG